GAUGGCUGUCAACUGUCAAAACCAAAUUGUCAGCCCAUUGUUUUGAAAACAUUCAAUAUCGUUGUAAUAAUUCGUUAUUGAUUUUUAAAUAGUUAGAAGAUUUAUAUUUACGCUUUAGUAAAAUUACAAGCACGAUAUUAUAAAAAAAUGAUUUGCAUAGAAUGUAGACAAAAUGCUAAGUACAAAUGUCCAACAUGCCGACAGCCGUAUUGCUCGCUUAGCUGCUAUAAAACACACAAAGAAAAUCCGUGUUCUGCUCCUACCCCAGUAGAACCAAAAAAUAUUAUAAACAAUCCCGUAGAAUACGAAUACCCCACUGAGGACACAGUGCCAAGAGAAAAAUUACAAUUAUUAGAACAAUCUGCCGAGGUAAAGAAGUGUUUAGAAAAUCCUUAUGUUCGUGAAAUGUUAGAAUUAUUAGACAAAUCUUCACAUCCAGACGCUCUGAUAAAAGAAUACAUGAUUGAACCAAUAUUUACUGAAUUUGCUGAUGCAUGCCUCAAAGUUGUACAGCCUAAGAAUGAUUUAUUUAAAGAAGAAUCUAACAUGGGAAAAAAAGAAGACACAGGAAUAAACAGACAGGUUGAUUAGAUCGGAAUGGAAUUGAGAUAAAAACACUUAGUAUGAAAAAAAACAAUAUACUUAAAGAAAAUCAGUUUAUUCAUUCACAUCAACAUCAAUGUGUUCAUUUCAAAA
Molecule: messenger RNA, 696 nt
Organism: Papilio polytes (common Mormon)
Lineage: Eukaryota; Metazoa; Arthropoda; Insecta; Lepidoptera; Papilionidae
Product: zinc finger HIT domain-containing protein 3
Exons: 4
Coding region: 148-591 (147 amino acids)
Biological process (GO): box C/D snoRNP assembly; snoRNA localization; maturation of LSU-rRNA from tricistronic rRNA transcript (SSU-rRNA, 5.8S rRNA, LSU-rRNA)
Cellular component (GO): pre-snoRNP complex; nucleus
Molecular function (GO): protein binding
Source: RefSeq, a predicted model, not a curated record